AUGGGCAACUCACCCAUAUCAACCCUUCCACCGGAAGUCCUGCAUCAAGUGCUUAACUAUCUGCCUAUCGCGACACUCCUCAGGUUCAGUCGGACGUCGAAAAGUAAUUACUCGGCCGCCAUAUUAGCCCUGCAAAAUUUACGACUGGCGAUUCUUCCACGCCAUAUUCAUGGCGUGCUGGCCUUCCUCAGCUCCUCCACCUUCGAUGGCAUCGAGUCGGACCUGGGAGAUACGUAUUUUGACGAGCCUACUCGAAACCAAGUCAUCAUCCCGUCCGCUCUACCACCGCUCGAUGGCCCACAACGAUCACGGACGAAAUGUCCAUCCCAACGUACUGUCACGCCGGCUCAAUACCGCGAGAAGCUGUUGCAACUCCAGAACGCGUUGGCGUGCUCCAUUCUCUCGACCCCGACUCUCGUGAGGCUGAGCGCCUUGACACUCCACAUCUAUCACAUCGUUUCACCUUCCUUGACCGAAAUCCUGGCCACGCUUCUCCCCAACCUACGAGAUUUGCGCCUCAACUUCUGCCACCCCUAUCUCCACGACACUUGUCUACCAGCACAGUAUUGGACCAAUCCUGUCUACCUUGAACCAAGCCCCAUAUGGAAUGCUUUGGCUGGAGUCGGUGGCGACAGCGGCGCGAAUCUGAGAUUGAGAAAAUUGGAGAAGCUGACGGUUGAGCGCGCCGGCAUCACCAGCUUCCAGUUACGCAAGUGGAUCGAGUGUAAUCCAAAUCUACGAGAGCUGAGGCUGCGGAAUGUCGCUGGCGUCGACGCCGAGUUCGUGCAAUGGCUAGGACAGUAUUAUGGUGCCGACGACGCCGAGCCUAAGGCGGCCAGACCGGCGAGGAUGAAAAUACUGGCCCUGGAGAGUUGCUCUUCAUUGGUGUUAGAUAAUGUCGAGCAGCUGACCUGGCUGGACUCGUUGUUCGGCGCGUUCAAAGCAGGACUCUGCGACCGGGAGGACGACGACGAUUCAGCACUCCAAGUUUUCUCCCUGCGGUACUCGAAGUCGGUCCAGUCGCCGGCGCUGUGCGCAUAUCUGGAGUCGCGCCGUCCAGGCGUCCAACAGAUCACCUUACCAGACGGCCGCACUCUGGCCCCGAAGAGCCGCCACAAAGGGUCAGGUACAAAUGAGCCUUCUGAGGGAGUCCAUCCCUCCCGUACCUGCAGCCGCGAGAAACGGCACCGACCCAGAAUUAUGCAACCGGUAUCUCAGAGGGAAGGACAGGAUGACGGUGACAACAAUGUCGAAACAUCCGACAUAAACGUUGGCGUCCACGCUCUCAGCAUGGACGAAAGCCAAACACAAAGCGUCGACGAUGAGAGCGAUACGAGCGAAGAUGAAUCGACGUCCACGUCACCUGUCUCGUACCUCCGACUGAUCAAUCGGCGUCCACCAAGGAAAGGCUGCAAAUUUAUUCCUAAUGAUAUCAUCGAGCCCGAUCCAGAUGUAACUUGA
This is a messenger RNA of Cladophialophora yegresii CBS 114405, 1461 nucleotides long. RefSeq lists its product as uncharacterized. NCBI's taxonomy places the organism in Eukaryota, Fungi, Ascomycota, Eurotiomycetes, Chaetothyriales, Herpotrichiellaceae. Bases 1 to 1461 code for a protein of 486 amino acids. The record is from RefSeq and is a predicted model, not a curated record. The transcript has a single exon. Gene Ontology annotation, molecular function: protein binding.